Messenger RNA from Staurois parvus, 333 nucleotides. NCBI's taxonomy places the organism in Eukaryota, Metazoa, Chordata, Amphibia, Anura, Ranidae. The record is from the annotation of a GenBank genome assembly.
AUGGCGAAGCAUCAUCCAGAUUUGAUAUUUUGCAGGAAACAAGCCGGAGUGGCGAUCGGAAGAUUGUGCGAGAAAUGUGAUGGAAAGUGUGUAAUAUGUGACUCCUACGUACGCCCCUGUACACUAGUGCGCAUAUGUGAUGAGUGUAACUAUGGAUCUUACCAAGGACGAUGUGUGAUUUGCGGUGGCCCCGGCGUGUCAGAUGCUUACUACUGCAAGGAGUGCACCAUUCAAGAGAAAGAUAGGGAUGGUUGUCCUAAAAUUGUGAAUUUGGGCAGUUCGAAAACAGAUCUUUUCUAUGAAAGAAAAAAGUAUGGAUUUAAGAAGAGGUAG